GGAUCGAUUCACUGAGUGGAGUUUUUCGUCCUAUCGUUUCUUAUAACAGGGAGUUUGAAGCCGAAGGCGAUUGGUCAAAAUGCCAGAGGAGAUGGCGGACGGUGGGAGGAGGCUUGUGACUCUCGACAACCUCAUCGAUGCCCUGGACAAGCGCAAGAGGGCGCCGAGCAAUGUCCCGAAGGCGCUGGUAGGGCUGUCAGACGAGGUCAAGCUGCAGCGGGUCCUGAGGUACGUCCUGCAUAGUCAUCAUCCGGAAGUAACUAAGGUCGUGGAUGUCGUCGGUGGCAGCUGGACAAAGUUCGGGGACCUAACGAGGAGGAAGUACAGGCUGGGGGACGACCUGUUGACCAUGGCCGACUUGGAGGCCAUGAAUAAGGAAGACUUCUCUACCAUUGGGGCGUUCGUGCACGAGUUUAAGAAAAAAGCGAGAAAGGUGCACAAGAUUUCUGAAGAGGCACAGUGUGCCACAUUUUUGGGGCUGCUUACGGGCUCGGAGGCCACAGAGCUGACCAAGUAUGGGGAAGGGAGCGAGAGGCUCACCUGGGCGACCAUUGACAAGGGAGUGGAAGAAGGGAGCGUGGACCAGGUGGAGCAGCACCAAAUGAGGUUGCAAAGGCGCAAGAGGAAGGAGAGGGAUGCUACUGCAUCCGGGACCCCACGGGUGAAAAGGAUCGUCACGGACGUGUUGGCGACAUUGGGGUAUGAUAACGAAGCAGAGAUACAGAAAAGAGGGGUGCUAGUGGCCCAAGGCCGGGCGUCAGGGGCAGUGGAUGAGGAGGCUGGGCAAGAAGACUAUGGCGGAGGGGAGACGGGUUCCCAAGUCCUGACUAAGGCCCAGAGGAAGCAGCGCAAUCUGCUGCAGGGAGGGCAGGGGUCAGGGAAGGGGCAGGCUCCCCAGGCCAUUGUCGCACCACUGCCUGUCGCCGCGGCCGUGCCAGCGCCAGCAGGACCAUCGCAAAUGGGGCCGCCACCAGCUUGUGGGCAUUGGGUGCAACAUUGUCGGUCCGCGCCCUGGCCCAGUUGCAACCACUGUGUCUCGUGUGGACGGAGUCAAGCCCACACGGGACACAUGGUCCCCUACUCGGGCCCAUCAGCAAGUAUGGCCCCCCCGAGCUACCCAUCGACUCAAGGCCAGCCUGGGGCCCAACUGCCGCCCUCCCAACAGGCCUCGCAAGCUAGUGUGGCCGGGGGAGGGGGCCAAGGACAAGGCGGGCAAGGUAAUGGGGGCCGGGGCCAAGGGGGUAGAGGAGGGGGCGGCCAGGGGCGAGGAGGAAAUGGUGGAGGUCGUGGAGGAGGUUGGAGUGGUCAGGGGGGCCAGAACCAAGGUGGCCAAGGCGGCCAAGGAGGGGGCCAAGGGUACGGGAGGCCCCGCUUCGAUUGGCGGAAUGCAACUUGCUGGCAUUGUGGCGAGGUCGCGCAGACUAGGGGCCAAAGUAAGGCUACCGCUAGUCAAGGGCCCAGCCAGGCACCUGGUCGGGUGCCUCCUCGAAAGGACCCUGAGCCUGAACGAAGGAAAGAAGUGGUAGAGGUUCAAGAAGAGGAAGAUGAGGGUGAUGACGAAGAGGAUGAGAGGCUCCGCCAGGAAGAAGAUCGGCGAGCUGAGCAGAGGGCUAAGAAGAGAGGGAUUCAGGGAGGGGCGGAGCCGAGCCUGCACGAUGGCGUGCCGAAAAGGAAGAAGUACGCGGUCCGGCUAGAGGAAGGUUUUGACGUGGAGCAAAUGGUGGAUAAGCUCCUGGAGGGCCACAACGAUUUGAUGAAUCUAAAAGACAUCCUGGCGUCGGCACCAAGGCUCCGUGGUGAGCUGAAAGGGCGGCUCUCGCGGAGGUUAGUCCCCAACGUCCACCUGAGCGCAACUCUACCCAGGGAGAUAGAGUGGACAGAGGCGGGCACCAGGAUGGACUGGAAAUGUGUGGCAUGUGGGUUGGUGGAUCUGAAGGUGAGAGACCAGCCGAGCAUCGCAAUGGUGGACACGAGCGCUGAGAUGAAUAUCAUACGGGAGCGGGACGCGACCAUGUUAGGGCUGGAGGUUAACCAUUCGGACCAUGGUGUGCUGCGUGGCACCAACUGCAAGGCCAUUUUCUGCGGCACCGCGUCUAAUGUGAUAGUGGAGAUCGGGAGGGUAAGGGCGCGAACGUGCUUCUUCGUCAUACCCGAUGUCGACCACCCUAUCUUUCUGGGCAGGUCGUUCCUCUGCCGAACAGAGACCUUGGUCUUCAACAGGCAUGAGGGGACGAUGAUCCUGGCUCUAUCCGAUCCGGCCUGUGGGAAUUACGAAAUUAUUAAGUGCUGGAACACAAGGCCCGGAAGUGCGAGGAACAGACUCAACCUCGGCUCAUUCACCUUCGAGGAGUCUGAGUACGCACGACGAAAACUCCGGGAGGAACAAGAGGAAGAAGGAGCGGGCGAGGUAUUGUCGCUCAGCCUUAACGACGUGAAUAAGGCAAUGGAGGUGGUGGUGGCACAUGAUAUGGCGGACCCUGAAGCUAUAAAGGCAUUGAGGGAGCAGGAUUUGCAACGAUUGAAUGCAGUGACGGUGCGGGACGCGGGAGGAUUGCCGAACGCGGACGCCCUGUCAGAGUCAUGCGCAGGGAGGCCUAUAAUCUCACUUAUAGACCUUUAUUCUGGGUAUGACCAGUUUCCUGUGUACCCGCCAGAUAGGCCGGUGACGGCGAUGCAUACGCCAAGGGGACUAAUCCACAUGAACGUGGCCCCUCAGGGGUGGACUAAUGUGGUGGCGAUGGUGCAAAGGCACAUGAUUAGGGCCAUGCAGACGAUUAGUCCACAUAUUACCCAGCCCUACAUUGACGAUCUGGCGGUCAAGGGUCCAAAGGAGAAGGAGGAAGACGAAGUGAUGCCAGCGGUGAGGCGAUUCGUUUGGAGGCACAUCCAAGAUAUUGAUCAGGUUCUGGGUCUGCUGGAAGAAUACAACCUGACGGCGAGCGCCCCCAAGUCGAAGCAUUGUAUGAGGGAGGCCAUGAUUCUGGGCUUUGUCUGCAACGAGAAGGGGUGGAGGCCAGAUGUGAAGAAGACAGACAAGAUCCUAGAGUGGUCAGUCCCCUUCCAGUCGAUAACGGACGUGAGGAGCUUCCUUGGGACCUGCGGGUUUUGGAGGAGUUUUGUGAAGGACUUCGCCACCAAGACGAAGCAUUUGAGGAAGCUGGUGCGUCAGAAUCAGGAAUGGGUCUGGGGCGAGGACCAGGAAAAGGCUGUGGAGAGGAUGAAGGGAGAAUUCAAGGAAGGAGGCUUAGUGUUGGGAGCGCCAAACUAUGAGGCUACGGAGGAAAAGCCAUUCGUUGUCGAGACGGACGCUGGGCCAACUGCCUUGGGAGGGGUCCUGAUUCAGGCAGGUACGGAUGGGAAGGAGAGGCCGCUAAGGGGGUACGAGCGAAAGGAGGAGUUGGUCCUCAAGCCUUUCCAGGAGGAAGAUCCGUGGGAGAGUAGGGAUGUUGGCUGGAUGAUGAAGUUGGCAUUGGCGGGCACACACAGUCUGGCGGAAGAGGUGAGGACAGUAGAGGAAGGGCCAACCCAGGUAGAGGAGCAUGAGCAAUUAAUGGGAGGGAUGUAUUUGCUCACUAAUACGCUCCUGCAGGGGAAUUUUAAUCAGAGGAGUUCGACCGGCCCUGAGGAGAGCGAACUUCUCAUUCCUGAAAGCCAGGACGACGAGUUCGAAGAGGGAGAGAUCAGGGAGGCCUUCCGCGCUGAGGAGUAUGACGGGAUCUAUCGGGAAUUGGGGUUACUCCUGUCAUGUGAGAUAAGGGAUAGGGAGGCAAGUGCUAAAGCCCAGAAGAUGAGGCAUCUCUACGUAGUAAGAGAUGGUCAUCUGUUUAUAAAGCGACAGGUUGGAAACCCCAAGAGGAUCGUAUGUGGGAGGAACCGGCAGAUCGAUGUUAUAGCAGCCCUACACGAUGGUAUAGCAGGGGGGCACAAAGGGGUUAGUGCCACGUGCGCAAAGAUAAGCGAGCUAUACCAUUGGGACGGAAUGCUGACUAUGGUCAUCAAGUACUGCCAGUCCUGUGUACCUUGCCAGCAGAGGUCAGCGCAAAGGCCUGGGGAGCCUUUGCGCCCCAGGUUGGAAAGGGAAGUGGGCGCAGUCGUACACCUGGACCUGUUGUUUAUGCCACUCGGGGAGGAUGGAAGUAACUAUAUCUUCGAUGCACGGGACAACCUUACCGGGUUCGUGGACGGCCGGGCUAUUCGCACAAAGACUGGCCCGGUUUUAGCAAGGUGCAUCGAAGAUUACUACCUGCGCUAUCCGUUUGUCAGAGAAUUUGUGAUGGACCGGGGGUCUGAAUUCACCUGUAACGAGGUGCGGACCUUACUCGCAGGGUAUGGCGUGGUAGCAAAUUAUACUACUGCCGCACACCCCCAGGCAAACGCUCCUGUGGAGAGGGGGCAUAGCACCAUUACGAAUCUUCUGGCCAAAUGGACUGAGGGGAGGCCUAACCAGUGGCCGAAGUUACUGAGAGCAACAUUCUUCGUGGAAAAUGUUACAGUGAAAAGGACUACCAAGUAUGCGCCGGCCUCUCUAUGGUACGGAAGGCAUGCCACCUUUCCCAUAGAAAGCUUCAUGAAGACGUGGAGGCGCCAAGACCUGGAAGUGAACCUGUCUUUUGAAGAGUUGCUCGAUAUACGGGCGCGGCAGGUGGGAGCCGCUGAGGAAAGGUUACGAGAAGCCGCUGGUCAGGUAGAGAGAAGUCGUAUGGAAGACAAGAUGAGAUGGGACCAGAUAGCCCAAAUAAGGAAGGAUCCGUUGAAGGUUAGAGACGUGGUACUGCUAUAUGACUCCUCGCUGGAAAAGCAAUGGUCUAGGAAGCUCGACAAGCGAUGGCUGGGACCCUAUAGGAUCAUGCGAUGAGGCGAGUUUGGGGCCUACCAAAUUGAAGAGCUGGAUGGGGCCGGGUGGCAGGAUUGGGUAUCAGGGACGAGGCUGAAGAAGUUUGUGGCCAGGGAAUAGGUAAGGGACCAUGAGACCUCGUUAGGAAUAGAGUCUCGCCUAGGUACUACCCUUGUCAGAUGAUUAGAUAGGUGGGUGAUUGGGAUGAAUGGGUGUGGAGUGUAUGUGCGAUCUCCCCGAGCAAAUGGGCUCAAUUGCUGACCCUGCU
Chara braunii is the source of this 5102-nucleotide messenger RNA. The record is from the annotation of a GenBank genome assembly. Lineage: Eukaryota; Viridiplantae; Streptophyta; Charophyceae; Charales; Characeae.